Molecule: messenger RNA, 936 nt
Organism: Giardia duodenalis
Lineage: Eukaryota; Fornicata; Diplomonadida; Hexamitidae
Product: Aurora kinase
Exons: 1
Coding region: 1-936 (311 amino acids)
Biological process (GO): regulation of cytokinesis; mitotic spindle organization; protein phosphorylation
Cellular component (GO): spindle midzone; spindle pole centrosome; spindle microtubule
Molecular function (GO): ATP binding; protein kinase activity
Source: RefSeq, a predicted model, not a curated record
AUGCCGCAGCACUUGGUACCCCACACAGGGACAGGAAAGCGCACUACAAUAGAGGACUUUGAGAUUGGACGCUUUCUUGGUCGUGGAAAGUAUGGCUUGGUUUACCUAGCACGUGAACAGUCCUCCAAGUUGGUGGUUGCCCUUAAAGUGCUGUAUAAAUCCUACAUCAAAUCGGAGCGUGUUGAGGGCCAGGUGCGCAGGGAAUUGGAUAUACAUCUUAAUGUGAGGCACAUAAACAUAAUUCGCUUGUAUACUUGGUUCCAGGACGAGACCCGAGUCUUUUUGGUCCUCGAAGUGGCUCCGUACGGCGAGCUUUACCAAAGGUUACAGCAGUUCGGGAAGUUUCCUCUACCCGUUGUAAGCAAGAUUAUUCGAGACGUGGCACAGGCGAUACAGUAUCUUCACAGAAAGAACAUCUUCCAUAGGGACCUUAAGGCAGAAAACAUCUUGAUUUGCAAGGGGAAAGAGACCAAAGAGCACACAGAUGCGCACAAUUCAGAUGACUCCAUUUCUGUGCAUGAACACGAGCUAGUCCGAAUGGCACACUACACAUACAAGAUUGCAGACUUUGGAUGGUCCGUGCACCAUCCAACCCACGGUGGCCGACGACGCACCCAGUGCGGAACUCUCGACUACCUUCCCCCGGAGGUCAUGCUCGGACAAUCUUAUGAUAAGGCUUGCGAUAUCUGGUCACUCGGAGCCCUGUGCUAUGAGCUCAUCUGUGGCACCGCGCCCUUCUACCACGACGAAAUCAAGAUCACACGACAAAAUAUAGCCAACGUAGAGUAUAGCUUUACUAAGGACUUCAGCCCAGCCAGCAAAGAUUUCAUCCAGCGGAUGUUAAUUAGAAGCCCAGAGGCCCGGAUCUCCAUAGAGGAUAUCCUCCGGCAUCCAUUCCUGAGACAGACAGAUCACAGGAGUAAGGUCCCCAAGUAG